Mangifera indica (mango) is the source of this 2880-nucleotide messenger RNA. Its product is annotated as acetyl-coenzyme A carboxylase carboxyl transferase subunit alpha, chloroplastic. The record is from RefSeq and is a predicted model, not a curated record. Gene Ontology annotation, cellular component: acetyl-CoA carboxylase complex. NCBI's taxonomy places the organism in Eukaryota, Viridiplantae, Streptophyta, Magnoliopsida, Sapindales, Anacardiaceae. Bases 256 to 2553 code for a protein of 765 amino acids. Gene Ontology annotation, biological process: fatty acid biosynthetic process. The transcript has 12 exons. Gene Ontology annotation, molecular function: acetyl-CoA carboxylase activity; carboxyl- or carbamoyltransferase activity.
AUACAUAUACAAUUUCUCUCGCUACCCUAAGUUAUUUUCAUUCUUUAUUUUUUUUUCUUGACGAUCUCCACGAUGUUCUCAUCGUGUCUCCCAUUCCCUUAAUUAUAAUCUCCAUUUCGUUUCUCCUGAUUCUCUUCAGAACUCUUAUUCCUCUCCUUGAAGAUCUCUGAAUCUGAUUAAUUUAAUUGGAGAUAUUUGAGAGGUUUUGGGAUCUAAUUGGUGAGAGUUUAAGGGAUUGGCUUGUGGAUUUGGAGAAUGGCUAGUAUAUCUCAGUCUUCUGUUGGAUUUAUUGGAGCUUCGGCUUCGGAUCUUUUUCGGAGCUCCAGAAACGGCGUGAGUGGUGUUCCUUUGAAAGUGUUAGGUAGGACGCGGUUUAGUGUGAAUCAGAGUGGAUUAGUUGUGACUGCAAAGCUUAGGAAGGUGAAGAAGCAUGAGUAUCCAUGGCCUGACGAUGCUGAUCCAAAUGUGAAAGGUGGAGUACUCUUUCAUCUCUCGCCUUUUAAGCCGUUGAAGGAGAAGCCAAAGCCUGUGACUUUGGAUUUCGAGAGACCACUUGUUGAGCUAGAAAGGAAGAUCAUCGAUGUGAGGAAGAUGGCAAAUGAAACUGGUUUGGACUUCUCUGAUCAGAUUGCAUCUUUGGAGAAUAAAUAUCAACAGGCUCUAAAAGAUUUGUAUACACAUCUGACUCCUAUACAACGUGUGAAUAUUGCAAGGCAUCCUAACAGACCCACUUUCCUUGAUCAUGUAUUUAACAUUACUGAGAAGUUUGUGGAACUUCAUGGGGAUCGAGCUGGAUAUGAUGAUCCUGCUAUUGUUACUGGUAUAGGAACCAUAGAUGGCAGGAGGUACAUGUUCAUGGGUCACCAAAAGGGUAGAAACACGAAAGAAAACAUUCAGCGUAACUUUGGAAUGCCUACUCCUCAUGGUUACCGGAAGGCUCUCCGCAUGAUGUAUUAUGCAGAUCACCAUGGCUUCCCAAUUGUUACAUUCAUUGAUACACCUGGUGCAUAUGCAGACCUAAAAUCUGAGGAAUUGGGUCAGGGUGAAGCAAUUGCUCACAAUUUGAGGACCAUGUUUGGUCUUAAGGUACCAAUUAUUUCCAUUGUUAUUGGGGAGGGCGGCUCUGGUGGUGCGCUUGCCAUAGGCUGUGCCAAUAAAUUGUUGAUGCUUGAAAAUGCAGUUUUCUAUGUUGCCAGUCCAGAAGCAUGUGCAGCUAUAUUGUGGAAGAGUGCCAAAGCUGCCCCAAAGGCGGCUGAGAAGCUGAAGAUUACUUCGACGGAGUUGUGCAAGCUAAAUAUUGCAGAUGGCGUGAUCCCUGAGCCACUGGGAGGUGCACAUGCUGAUCCGUCUUGGACUUCACAACAGAUAAAACAAGCUAUAAAUGAAUCAAUGGAUGAGCUCCUAAAGAUGGACACGCAGCAGCUACUAAAACAUCGCAUGCUCAAGUUUCGGAAAAUUGGUGGAUUCCAAGAAGGAAUCCCAAUUGAUCCCGAGAGAAAAGUCAACAUGAAAAAGAAAGAAGAACCUAUUGUUGGCACAACUUCAAACGAAGAAUUGGAGGGUGAGGUUGAACAUCUGAAACAGCAAAUUUUGAAAGCUAAAGAGACUUCUACAACACCUCCAGAGGUGGCUCUUAAUCAGAUGAUGGAGAAACUGAAAAGAGAGGUUGAUCAUGAAUUUUCUGAAGCAAUUAAAGCCUUGGGCUUGAAAGACAGGUUGGCAAUGUUGCGGGAGGAAUUUUUGAGAGCAAAUUCUCAGGAUCAACUCAUGCAUCCAGUUUUGAUGGACAAGAUAGCAAAGCUUAAAGAUGAAUUCAAUCAAGGUCUGUCAGCUGCUCCUAAUUAUGGAAACCUGAAGUAUAAGCUUGACAUGUUGAUCGAAUUCGCCAAAGCCAAGAAUCUAUCAGAGAGCAAAAGCAAGGCUUCUAAAUUGAAGCAGGAACUCAAUGAAAAAUUCAAAGAAAUUAUUGGUCGACCUGAUAUAAAGGAGAAGAUGGAAGCAUUAAAGGCUGAAAUUCAGGGGAUGGGAGCAUCGAAUUUAGAGGAUCUAGAUGAAGAGCUGCAGGAGAGAAUUGUUUCAGUUAAGCAAGAAAUAGAGUCAGAACUAACUGACGUUCUCAUGUCCAUGGGUUUGGAGGUUAAGGCUGUAAAAUCAAAGGCAAAUGAUCUUAUUGAACAGACUUCAUUAUCAAACUUGAAGGCUAAGAUGGACAAUCUGAAUGAGGAAAUUAACAGAAAAAUAGAAGAGGUUGUUAAUUCAUCAGAUGUAAAAGGUAUGAUAGAAUUACUGAAGUUGGAGAGAGCAAUGGCAGAGAAGACACCAGAUUUGACAUCAAAAAAUAAGAUUGAAGCUCUAGAGCAACAAAUUAAGCUAAAGAUUUCAGAGGCUAUAAGCUCCUCUGACUUAAAGGAGAAGCAUGAAAAGCUGAUGGCUGAGAUCUCUGAAACCACAGAGUCGGCUGGAGGAUUAGAUGGAAGUUUGAAGACUGACAAUUCUGAAUAUGACCAGUCCAGAGUAGAGCUUAAUGUGGGUGCAAACAGUAGCUUUGCUUAGUUAUUUAUGUUUGUAUUAUUAUGCUACCGGUGAAGAUGAUGCAAAGCAGAUGGUAGUGAUUGAUCAAGUCCUUGGAAGAUGAGACCAUGAUGCUGCUGCCACUGCAUGGUCACCUUUGCUAGAGGCCUUACAGUGGUACAGACAGGGCACACUGUUCCUGCUUGAGCACGUUUCUUGGCUGUAACUUGUUCUCCUUUCGUUUGAAUUAGGUUUUAUUGAUUAAUUAGUAUACUUGUUUUAGCAUUUAGGGUUCAAUAAUAAAAUAAUAAUUUGACCCUUAUUUGUAACAAAAAAUUACUUUAUUAAUAAAUGUUUGAGUUUUUGAAA